GAAACCAACCCUAAACUCUUUUUAUCUCCGCCCUAAAGGUAGCCCCGAUUAUUGCUGACUUAAGCAUCGGAGUGUCUACCCCGAGUUCCACCUCGGGGCUUUGCAGGAAUGAAACACAUAUAUGAACAAAAGCUGAUCCAUAGACGUGCCGUAGAGAUUGUGCAUAGGAUAAGCGAUGAAUUAUCAACGUUAAAUGCCAGAGAGCUCAUUAAGAGUGGAGCUAUCCCGGCAUUCUUCCAAGCUGUCCAGCAUGGCAUAACCGAGAUUGUGAAUAUAUGGGAGUUAGGGACUCUUGUCCCAGAGUGUAAAGAAUUUGUUAAUCGAAAUGGAGAAACUCCUCAGCAAGUGUUUAGUAGGGAUCACAAGCAAUUGGCAAAAGAAGGGGAAGAAUGGAUGAAGCAAACAGCUCAAUCUUAUACUUUUGUUGGUGCCCUUAUCAUCACUAUUAUGUUUGCUGCAGGCUUUACUAUUCCCGGCGGUAACAAUCAAGAUACUGGUUUCCCCAUAUUCUUACGUAAAAGAUUAUUCAUGGUGUUUAUAUUGUCAGAUGCAAUUUCUUUGUUCAGUGCAUGUACUUCAGUUUCGAUGUUCUUAGGAAUCCUCACAUCUCGCUAUGCUGAAGAAGAUUUUCUCAAGUCAUUGCCAACCAAGUUGAUUAUCGGCAUUUGCACACUCCUCAUCUCUAUUACAGCAAUGAUGGUAGCUUUUUGUGCUGCUGUUUCAAUCAUGUUACAGGGACGAUGGUGGGUAAUCAUCUUGCUAGUUCUGUUUGCCAGCAUUCCGAUCGAGGCUGCUGCUAAUUGGAGGACAAAGAUUGACGCAGCUCUACACGCGCUUCAAAACUCGUGUACCUACGGUUUUUGCUCGGAUGAAAAAGGACAAAUCAGCCAAAGAUGCUCGGAAUAAAGUGGCUAAACUAUUUAAAAGAAAGUAUAAGUGGCUAUGUUGCUGUUGUAAUUGAUUUAAACUUUUCUAUUGUGAAAUUCGUCAGUGUUGUCAAGUGCUACGUUUUGUAUCUUUUAUCCAUGUGAUUUAUUGCAGUUAUAAUUAUUGAACGUACAUGGUUAUUCUUAUCACAUUCUUAAAAUAUAUUAGAAUUUGUCAU
This is a messenger RNA of Rubroshorea leprosula, 1105 nucleotides long. The record is from the annotation of a GenBank genome assembly. Lineage: Eukaryota; Viridiplantae; Streptophyta; Magnoliopsida; Malvales; Dipterocarpaceae.